AUGGGCGCAGCUGCCAGCGCCGCAUCGCGUCGUGCAGCAGAGGCCUUGGCCCAGCGCUGGGCGUUCCUCGUGGCCGAGCAAGGCGACGCGGAGGAACUGCAGGCCCUGGCAGAUGAGCUGCACACUCAGACCAAUGGCCAGGUUGUUCCUUUGCUCCGUCGGGUGCUGAGCGGGCCUGACCUGGGCUUGUCAUGGGGCACUUGGCGCUGGCUGAAGAGGUCGAAGGAGGAUGAGGGUCAGUCGUGGCUGCAGCCACCACUGACCUCACUGGAGUUGGAUGGGCUCUUGUGCGCACUGCAGCUGGCGCGCCCCGAGCUGAGGGAGGUUUUGCUGGAGCUGGCUGAUCCUUACCCUGGCGCCCCACGGCACUGUCCGAGCGUGCGACACCUGCCAUGCCUGGCGUCCCUGUGGGUCCAGCAGACCGUCUCAGCGCUGCGCGUGCACCGCGUGGCAUCGGCGGAACCACAGUGGCAAGCUGCCAAGGAGUUGGCCUAUUUUCACCGACAUCAGCUUCCAUUAGUCGAUCCUCGGCCAGCUGCCAUGUGUGGCUUGCAGCAACGACACCUGCGAGAGCUAUUGCACCGCCACAAAGCUUGGCUACAGGAGUCUGUCUAUGAUGAGGUGCGGGAGGGUUCCUUCCGGCCUUCUUGUUGGCAGUUCUACAGUGAGAUUGCCCGGCCCUGCAGUACCAGAGCCCGCUGCUUUGCAGAAGUCUACCCACCGCAGGAGGUGACGGCCGUGGUCAGCCAUUGUUGGAAAGAUGCCUUUGAAGACUUGCUUUUGGCGCUGGAGCAGCAUGUGACGAAGAGCAUUGAAGGCAACAGCGGCUACUGGUUAAGCCUUCUUGCUUUAACGCAUUCCAAUGAGAGCAUCACUACCGCGCAGCAUCGCAGCCUACUGGCAGCCUUUGAUUCAUGUGAUGAGCUCGUAGUCGUUUGGGACACGGAUGGGAGGUGGCCAACAAGGCUUUGGUGUUUGUAUGAGCUGACGCUUGCGGAUGAGCAAAAGGAGGUCCAGGUGACUUCGCUACAAGGUCUUCUGGGCUCCGACCGGACCGUGGCCGCCUCGCGGGCCGCGGCGCGGCGGCUGCUGGCCGCGCGGCCGGGAGAAGGUCGAUCCGUGCCGCAGGCACGGCCGGAGGAGCUGGGGCAAGUGAAGGCCUGGCUGGGUGAGAAGGGCCAGGAGAAGAUGGAACGUUCUUUGUUGGCCUUAGCCGGACCCCUCUUUUGCCUUGGGGACACCGUGCCACCAGCGGUUCCCGCUGCACCGGUGGGCGCUCAGUGUCAUCAACUGAUCUCCGAGAUUUGUGCAGCGUUGCCCUCGGGGCAGUGCUUGGUGAUCGAAGCACCCCCUGGGCACCGGAGGAGCCACCUGGCUCGGCUUCUGGUCACCCAGCUUUGCCGCAUGCGACGGAUGCUGCCAGUGCACAUGAGAUGUGCUGUGCUCACUGAGCUGAAGGACGAAUCGAAGGAUUUCAUGAAGCUUUGGCUCGGUGCCGUCGGGUGCGGAACGUGCUCCGACUCGCUGCCGUUGGGCGCCAUCGUCGUCCUCGAAGCAUUGGAAGAAGUCGAAGGGUCUCAAGUGGGUGAGAUCUGCACUUGGGCCACCCGAUGGCUCGAAGGUGGAAAUUCGAUGAUCAUCACCACCAGGUGUGACAACGAGUUUCAGCCCUGCUCGGACGUCGUCAGCCUUGACCUCGCUCAGCUCACCCGGGACACCUGGCGGGAGGCCUCGUUGCCGCAGUGGCCCAGUGCCCUACGAGUGGUUCUCAAGGAUGGCAGACUCCAGCUGAAGGCUUCGAGUGUGCUUGGGCGUCCGGUCUCUGUGGACUGGGGCCUCCCCAGCUACAUCCAGCUGCUACGCUCCAUGGACCUUGGACCGGAAACCACCUGCUUCGCCGUCUACGAAAGUGCCCUGGAACGGCUCAGACUCAGCGCGCAGGAGCAGGUGGAGCUGGAGGAACUUGCCUUGAAGUUGUGUUGUCAAGGGAAGUCCGUGGCCCUGACUUCCCCAUCUCUGGAUCUACCGUUUGUGCUUCGGCCCCUGGGCAUCAAGUGCAAACGACCACGCUGGCAGCGCUUCCGGAACGGCACGUGGCAGAGCUUUUUCGCAGCAAAAGCGCUGCUGAGACGGAAUGACUUAGCGCCCCAAGUGCUGAGCCAACAGUGGCCGCAGGUGAGGCACUUCCUCCGGCGUGGCCUGGAGCAGUGGCUGACCAACGCGUCGACCGGCGCACGGAGCGUCUGGCCGGUGCUGCAGCGGAGGCUGAUGAUGGCCAUCCAGCUCGACGCGGACGUCAACGUGCUGCGGCCGUUGUUGAGCCCAGCGUCCGAGAACGGCGUGGUCGGAGCAUUGGCCUGCGAAGCGCUGGAGCACUGGCUGGCCGCUGGCGUGGAGGAGCAUCAGCCGCCCAGCAAGCCCAGCGCGCAGUUGCCUCGUUUGGUCUCGCUGUGCACCUCGUUGGGCCCCGCCGAACACCAGCCACUGGACACGGCGCUGGUGACCACGGCUCAGGCGCUGGUGCGGCUGGAGGAGCUGAAAAUCAAAGACUUCAGCUACCCUGAGCUUCUGCUCACCCUGCACUGUGCUGCUGCUUUGGAGCCAGAGAUCAAGUGGCCCAUGGCUCAGCGCUUCUUUUAG
Molecule: messenger RNA, 2640 nt
Organism: Durusdinium trenchii
Lineage: Eukaryota; Dinophyceae; Suessiales; Symbiodiniaceae
Source: the annotation of a GenBank genome assembly